Messenger RNA from Lactuca virosa, 438 nucleotides. The record is from the annotation of a GenBank genome assembly. NCBI's taxonomy places the organism in Eukaryota, Viridiplantae, Streptophyta, Magnoliopsida, Asterales, Asteraceae.
AUGCACUUGAAAACAUACCAUAUCGCUGUCAUUGUUCUCUUCAUCGGCAUGUCUAGUGCUACUUUGGCAUACGAUCCUAAAGGUGGAAGAAAGACCCUUGUGAACCAAGUGUCCAAUUCGAGCCCAACUGGGGCUUCUGGUUCAGCCCAUGGUCCGAACUGGGACUAUAGUUGGGGCUAUGGGUCAAGCCCUGGGAGCGGUUGGGGUUACGGGUCAGGGUCAGGCCGGUCUGCUAAUGGGUUUGGUAAGGGUUAUGGGUUUGGUUAUGGUUCUGGUAGUGGGAGUGGGAGUGGUUCAGGCUCUGGUUAUGGCUAUGGGUCUGGUAGUGGUGGAGCUCAUGCCGGAGGGUCUGGUUAUGGCUAUGGGUCUAGUGGUGGUGGAGCUCAUGGAGGAGGGCAUGGUGGUGGUGGUGGAAGUGUCCCCGCUGGCCACGGAUAA